AUGCCGAGCGAUGCAUCCCCAGCGCCCUUGACCCAGCCAUCACACCGCGUGAAAUAUAUCACCUUCUCUGCGGCCAAUCCCAUCGCAAUUCACCUUCUCGAGGGUGUUUUGCAUUCCAGCUCGGCGCCUCAGACCCUUAUAGGCGACAAGAAGAGCAUCGGAUAUCACCUACAGAUACCCUCACUGUCCGACCAUCAUGACACUGGCGACCCGACCUGGCAAGUUGGCGCCGGCUCGAUCGUGAAGGGGGCACCACGUCGUGAGCCCGAAAUAUUACUUUGUCAUCCAGAGGAAAGUCUUGGCUCUGACACAGCGCGCAAGUCCAUUAGCCCCAUCCACGCCUCUUUAUGCUUUGUCGAAUCAGGUGCGCUCGUCCUGCAAACACACUGCGAUGAAAGGCCCAUCAUAUACGAGCAAGGCGGUAUAUAUAAUACAGAUGUCGAGUUGCGGGCAAAGGGUAGAGAGAAAUGUGUCAUGCAACACACCCAAAACUUUCUUCGUUUUGGUGACUAUCGCUUUGUUCUCGAAUUCGUCACCAAAGACGCAGGCCAAGUCAAUAGCCAAGCACAAUCCAGCAAUCUUGGGAAUGGCAGCCAUAGUCUUUACUACCCGAUACAUUACGUGACCUCUUACAACAUCUGGCUCCACCCAAAACAGCAUACAUCAAGGACCUCUGGUGUCAAUAUUUACACGGGAGAGCCGGUUGCGGUAUCAACAGUACAACAUGAUGAAAUGUCGAAAAAAGCACGCAACCUACUUCGGAUGGCCUGUCAAUAUUUUCAUAAACCACACAAAGGCGUGCUUGGCGUCAUUGAUGUGUGGUGUGACCACCAGCGUCUGGGUCUCUCGUUUGUCAGCGGGCAGAUGAAAUCCCUUGAUUGCUGUGUCCAGAUAUCCUGCUCUACUCCUCUUGCCAAGUACAAUUUUCGAAGCAUGCGAUGGGCAGAUGUUGAAUAUCAGCAACGCCUAUUGUAUUUUUAUCAGACCCUCAUAGGAUUAGCGGAAUUGCAUCAGCAAAUUUUGGUGCAAGAUGCGAAAGAUGCAACACCAGGCAAGAAUCAUCCUCCGCUUAUACGCGCAUUUCUUUCUCUCCCUAUUGAGCCACUAGAGAAGCACUCGACGAGUGUUUGCACCGCCCCAGAGAUGUUGACUACAGGGACGGACAAGGCAGACAAGUUCAAAGCGGAUGUCUGGGCACUUGCCGCAUCAUGGCUCUUUGCUUUUAUAAGGGUGCCAGAGAAUGUACAGAUGGAUCAUCAGGCUUACCGUAUAUUACGGCUUAGCGUGGAAUCUCAAGCCAGCAAGGGAAACAUUCAGGAGCCCUUUUUAGGUCUUUUGCACCAAAUGCUGGCUUGGACACCGCAAGAUCGACCAAGCAUAGUUGAAGUUCUCGAGCACGAAGUGUGGCAGCCCUUUAAAGAGGACAGAAAACGAAAGCGCCUGGAGGGGGUACAAGAUGCUAGUGUUGGGUCAAAGAGAGCUAAAAAGUACACUAAGUGUGGUAGUAGCCCAUGGAUGCUAUAG
Molecule: messenger RNA, 1524 nt
Organism: Trichoderma atroviride IMI 206040
Lineage: Eukaryota; Fungi; Ascomycota; Sordariomycetes; Hypocreales; Hypocreaceae
Source: RefSeq, a predicted model, not a curated record